Drosophila biarmipes is the source of this 423-nucleotide messenger RNA. RefSeq lists its product as uncharacterized. NCBI's taxonomy places the organism in Eukaryota, Metazoa, Arthropoda, Insecta, Diptera, Drosophilidae. The coding region runs from base 26 to 295 and encodes 89 amino acids. The record is from RefSeq and is a predicted model, not a curated record. The transcript is spliced from 2 exons.
UCCAGCCUCCCAAGUUGAGUUAAAGAUGUCGCCCAAAUUCGCACUUGCAAUCCUGCUCUUCAGCUGCGUUCUGCUGGGCAUCGCCAGUGCCCAGCAAAGGGUGUACCCGCGCCAGCAAACAUAUAAUCGCCCAAAGGUGGCCUCCCGAAACCUGGAUGGCGGCGGCCCUUUGCCGCCAAACUUUCCCCCACCAUCUGGCGGUCCUCUCGACGGCGGUGCUGUGAACCCGGACUGCAUGCCCAACCAACUGGCCAGCGGCAAUGUUGACAACAAGAAACCCAGGCAGAGGCAUUAAGUUAUGGGAAGAGCACAAAUCUCAGAAUAUGAACAAAAGCUUUAUCUAUUCUGAAGAGACCCAAGCAAAUUGAUUUGGAAUUCGUUAAAUAAAACAGUUUCGGUGGCAAUAAACAUUUUAGAAACUUA